AUGCUAUUCCUGAUCGACUCAGGAGCCAACAUAUCCGUUGUCCCUCCAACGCGAUCCGAAAAGCGGUCCUAUAAACCCUUCUCUGUUUUCUCCGCCGCCAGUGGUUUGCCUAUCCUCACCAACGGGCAGAGAUCUAUCAGGCUUGCCUUAGGACUGCGACGCCAGUCUCGUUGGGUCUUCACCAUCGCUGCGGGACCCAUCCAAUCAUUGGUACAGAUUUUCUCAACCACUUUGGUCUCCUUCUCGACCUUAGGAACAGGCAUCUAA
Mesocestoides corti is the source of this 267-nucleotide messenger RNA. Lineage: Eukaryota; Metazoa; Platyhelminthes; Cestoda; Cyclophyllidea; Mesocestoididae. The record is from the annotation of a GenBank genome assembly.